UGGUGGACCUCUCCGUCACUAGAUGGCGGGCGCGUCGAGCUCCAGCACCAGCAGCCGCGUUAAAGCUUCUUCCGCCGCUGUUGUUCCAGUCUCCGCAAAAAUGGCCGCGGUAGGACGUCUAUCCCAGAAGCUCCUGAAGUCCGCUGCGCUGACCCAAACCCGUCAGCUGUCGGCUGCAGUGGCUCACAGCGAACAAGCAGCCAAGACCUGGAAGAUCCUGUCGUUUGUGGUGGCGCUGCCCGGCGUCGCGGUGUGCAUGCUGAACAUGUACCUCAGGGCCCAACAACACAACCAUGAGCAGCCGGAGUUCAUUUCCUACAGCCACCUGCGCAUCCGCAGCAAGCGUUUCCCAUGGGGUGACGGCUCCAAGACGCUCUUCCACAACCCCCACGUCAACGCCCUCCCCGAUGGCUACGAGCAGCAUGAUCAUUGAAAGCUGUCUGGAGCUCUAUCAGAACUCCCCUACAGGGACCAGAAAGCCCUCUGUCUCCCCCUCUCAUUUUCUCUGGACCACUCCUCAUUUUUUUCCAGUUUACAUAACAUCAACAUUUUGAUCUUACCUCUGUGCUCUCCACACCUAGUGGAAGUACCUUAUGGAAACAGUUACGACCAUUGUAUCACCUUGACUGCUUAAACUGAAAUAAAAUA
Molecule: messenger RNA, 648 nt
Organism: Sinocyclocheilus rhinocerous
Lineage: Eukaryota; Metazoa; Chordata; Actinopteri; Cypriniformes; Cyprinidae
Product: cytochrome c oxidase subunit 6A, mitochondrial-like
Exons: 3
Coding region: 23-433 (136 amino acids)
Biological process (GO): mitochondrial electron transport, cytochrome c to oxygen
Cellular component (GO): mitochondrial inner membrane; respiratory chain complex IV
Molecular function (GO): enzyme regulator activity
Source: RefSeq, a predicted model, not a curated record